AUGAGUACAGCAAGCCCUGAUAGAACUUCGAAUAGAGAGGAACAGACACCUCUAACUAGUUCUUCAUCGGCUUCUACGGGGAAAACGACCACAGAACAAGAUGAUAAGCAGGGAAGCACGGUAACUGUAUUUGAGUUGACUAGUGAGAUUAAGAAAUGCUUAAAAGAUUUAGAGGACUCCAUCCAGAGUAAUGAUGAAAAGUUUGAAAAGACUAUGAAAAGAUUUGAAAGUAAGAUAAAGACCCUAGAAUGA
Molecule: messenger RNA, 252 nt
Organism: Zygosaccharomyces rouxii
Lineage: Eukaryota; Fungi; Ascomycota; Saccharomycetes; Saccharomycetales; Saccharomycetaceae
Gene: BIL1
Product: Bil1p
Exons: 1
Coding region: 1-252 (83 amino acids)
Source: RefSeq, a predicted model, not a curated record